Molecule: messenger RNA, 3259 nt
Organism: Pteropus alecto (black flying fox)
Lineage: Eukaryota; Metazoa; Chordata; Mammalia; Chiroptera; Pteropodidae
Gene: WTIP
Product: WT1 interacting protein
Exons: 9
Coding region: 1790-2827 (345 amino acids)
Biological process (GO): response to hypoxia; regulation of DNA-templated transcription; positive regulation of miRNA-mediated gene silencing
Cellular component (GO): P-body; transcription regulator complex; adherens junction
Molecular function (GO): transcription corepressor activity
Source: RefSeq, a predicted model, not a curated record
GCACAUAUUUAAGAAGACAUCAAACAACCAAAACCCAACGAUGCAAGUUCAUAGCCCAUUCUCUUCCUGUCCUUCCCACAGGCAGCCAACUUCUGUUCUUUUCACCAUGUAGUCCGGUAACUUAGAGAAGUGACACGGUCAGGUUUUCAAAGUAGAUGGACAAGAGCGAGGGCGUGAGAGUGGAUCAUUUUCACUUAGAAAGAUAAGUUUGGCUGCAAUUUGGGGCCUGGGUUUUUGGGGGUCAGGCUGGGACACAACGAGGAGGCUGUUGAAAUAACUAUUGGGAGGCGAAUUGAUAAUGUUGAGUCAGGCCAGUGGGAAUGGUGGGGGUGGGGGCAGUGAAGUUAAGGUUCGGGAACAUAGCAGCCGAGAUUUGGAGUUGGAGGUGAGGGAGAGGGUAGACCUGGAUAUUCUCGGAAACCUGGCUCUGCAGACGUGCCAUUUCCUGAGUAGAAGCCCAGAGGCAAGAACAUUUGUGUGGGGACCCUGGACUUCUGUUCUGGACGUAGAGUGGUUGGAGGGCCAUCUGGGAGGUGGAGCAGUGACUCAGGAGAGAGGUCCAGGUUGGGGCGGAGCCUUCAGCAGCAGGGAGCAGUUAAGAGGGGAUGGGACUGACCAGGGAGACCUGCAGACAUGGUGUGUUUAGCUUCUGCAUUUUCAAAACAUUUGUUAGCAAUUAAUUUCAGUGUGGAAAGAUUUCACAUACAAACCUAGAUCUAUAUCUAGCUUUCCUUGAAAAAUUAGAAUCUUUAGCAGUGCUGGGCCUGCAUUCUCAGCCAGUAGCCGUUCGUGGAGCCGAGGCAUGGCUGCGACUUUGGUGGCCACGGCUCUCUUCUGCAUUCACUUGGGUCCCCACCAGCCACCUUUACAUUCCUGCCUGGGUUUGAGGGAAAAUGAACCAGCCCUCCUUGCCCGUGGGAGACUAGGUCUGGAUGACCCAGGACAGAAUAGGGGAAUCCCCACCAGAGCUGGGAUGGGAGAAGAACCAGAAAGCCAGGUGCAGGUCAUAGCCUGGAAACCCAAGAGAAGUCCUCCCCGCCUCUAGCAGGAUCAGAACAGGAAGUCCAUGGAUUCGUAGUUAGGAAAUGGUCGAAUGUGGACUAAGCUUGCUUUCUGGAUCGAGGGAAAGGGGGAAAUGGGAGGCCUGAUGGGGAGGGAGGGGUUUUUUAAGGUUGAGGAGACUUGACCAUGGUUAAAUGUUAAGAGAGACCUGGUAGAAAGCAACAGAGAGAGUGAGUGCAGCGUAUCCUAGAGCAGCCAGACGAUUUCGGGUCCAGAGGGCUGGUGGAGUGCAUCUUUAUGCCCUUUGGGGCCUGGGACACCCUGGGUAACUCAGAAUGGGACUUCUGAUGCCUGGGCUGGCCACCUAUGGGCUGCAUCUCCAGGAGGGAUGGACAGGGAGUCCCCUAGGGCUAGUGCUAGGCUUUGCCUUGGCAUUGCUGGUCACCCCCUCCUUAACACCCCUCCCCUUCCUACUGGGCACCCCACCCUGUGCUGCCAGGGGUGGUCCAGAUUCCACCCAGUAAUGCCAGAUGCCUGCAUAGUAACUUCCUUCCCUUAUUUCUUAAGACCUUUGCUCAAAUAUCACAUGGUUACUAGUGCCUUCUCAGACCACCCUAUUUAAAAAUCGCACACUCAGACAUAUUUUCAGUCAGCCUUAUUUUUCUCCGUAGUACUUGCUUCCUCCUGAGAUAUUAUUUACCUGUUGUUGUCUGUCUCCCUCCAUUGGCAUACAGGCUCCUCAAGGGCAGGGACUUGACCGGUGCAUUGCAGAAUCUCUGGCACCUGCAUGUGCGGGGCAUGUGGCAGGCCAUCACUGUCAGUGGGCUCACUGAACAAGAGAGCACAUGAACCUAAUGGCAUUUGCAUCAAGUGUGGGCUUGGCAUCUAUGGAGCAAGGCAAGCGUGCCAGGCAAUGGGGAGCCUGUAUCACACCGACUGUUUCACCUGUGACUCCUGUGGGAGACGACUUCGUGGAAAGGCGUUCUACAAUGUGGGCGAGAAAGUGUACUGCCAGGAGGACUUCCUGUACUCCGGGUUCCAGCAAACGGCUGACAAGUGUAGCGUGUGUGGACACCUCAUCAUGGAGAUGACCUGCCAGGGGCUCAGAGCCAGAGCCUAUUCCGGGGGCUGUGCUGAGCCUUCCACCUGCACUGACCCUUCAGUGCCUCCCACCCCCAGAUCCUCCAGGCCCUCGGGAAGUCCUACCACCCAGGCUGCUUCCGGUGCUCUGUGUGCAAUGAGUGCCUUGACGGGGUGCCCUUCACUGUGGACGUGGACAGCAACAUCUACUGUGUCAGAGACUAUCACACGGUUUUUGCACCAAAAUGUGCCUCCUGUGCCCGUCCUAUCCUCCCUGCACAGGGCUGUGAGACAACCAUCCGUGUGGUGUCCAUGGACAGAGACUACCACGUGGAAUGUUAUCACUGUGAGCCUCUUUCUUCCUGCCCGCCUCCAACCUGCCGUCACAGCCUUGUGUUCCAGAACCACCGCGCCCCUGGGGGGCAGGUCCCAGGUCGCCGCGGGACUCGGGGCCGAAGAUGCCACACGGCGUGCAGGGGGCACGGGGAUUUGGUCAUCUGGAUUCCAAUGGGCGUUUUCAGCCACAAUUCCAGCUGAGUCUCCCCAUCCUAGCUCCUGGCUUGGGAUCUGCUCGCUCCCCCACCCCGCCCCCCUCCUUCAGCCUCGGGAAAAGAACCGUCUUGGAAUUCCAGCCACAGCUCUGUCAAGAGACGGUGAAGGGGCGCCCUGCUGGCUUGGCAGGGAGAACACCUGUUGGGGGAAAAGCACUGUGUAUCAGACUCCACAACAAACGCAUAUGAUUUGACUUAAAUUAAGUUUUUCUUUGGAGAAUAUUUUCAUUUUCUUUAAAAGAAUAUAGUUUUCUUCUCAAAACUCGGCCCACAGUUAUUUCUUAGGAAAAUUAUAAGAAACACAGAUGUCAAUUUUUAUGUCAUAUUUUCAGGUGGUAAAAGCAUUGUAGUUUAACUAUUUUUGUAUAAAUGCCUCUAAAAUCUCAAAAUAUGUGUCUACUUUUCAGACUUUAGUGUGGGGUUCUCUUUUCGUCAGUGUCUUAAGAGUGGUGACCUAAUGAAACGGUUUGCGGAAUUGUGGAGUAAUUUUUUUUCUAUGAAAGACAUUUUAGCAUUGGGAAGAGUGGACCUCUCACUGAUGGCUUAAGUUGGAGUAGCCCUUGUGGGUGGCCGCUGCAGCAAGAGACCCCUAAUUCCGAUAAACUAUCACAGUGCUUUUCAUGGAA